This is a messenger RNA of Yarrowia lipolytica CLIB122, 1962 nucleotides long. RefSeq lists its product as uncharacterized. Gene Ontology annotation, cellular component: cytoplasm. NCBI's taxonomy places the organism in Eukaryota, Fungi, Ascomycota, Dipodascomycetes, Dipodascales. Gene Ontology annotation, molecular function: protein serine/threonine kinase activity; ATP binding. The record is from RefSeq and is a predicted model, not a curated record. Gene Ontology annotation, biological process: intracellular signal transduction; protein phosphorylation.
AUGACAACCACCGUGCAAACCACCACCAACACCCUCAUCAUGGACCGGUGUUGCACGUCGGCCGCAACCGUGUCGGUGCCCUCGAUAGUCGUCGACAAGGGCCACAGACGAGUUUCCUCUUUGGAGGUCGCAAACGGUGCAAGUGCAGCCACCAUAACAAAAACAUCAGAAAAUACCGACAAACAGACACAGAAACCGCCGUCGCCAACCUCAGGUAACUCGCUGGCGCCACCAACCAAACGCAUGGCCCGUCCCCCGCUUAAGCGGGUCCAUUCGUCCCCCUCGGACGUGGUCAGAUCACCCUCGAGACACCACAUGCGUCUUAUUUCCACCACCCCCAAACUCAUCAAGGAGACCCUGGACGCGUCCUACCAUGAAGAUGAGACCGGAAAGACGCUCAACAACUACCUGAUUCAGGAAGAAAUCGGAGCUGGCGCGUUUGGAACGGUAUACAGAGUGGUCGAUACUACGACCCAGGAGAAGUUCGCCAUGAAGUCAUACUCCAAGGCCCGUCUACGAAAAAUGAACCAAACGGAAUGGAUGCAGCUGCGUCGAAAACUCAUGCGAACCAAAGACCCCGUGGAGCAGAACAAAAUCAAGGAAGCUCUGGAGUCCUUCACUUCCAACCCCCUCAACCUCAUUCGACGAGAAAUCGCCAUUCUCAAAAAACUCGACCACCCCAACAUUGUCAACCUCGUCGAAGUGCUUGACGACCCCCACGGAGACUCUCUCUACAUGGUGAUGGACUGGUGCCACGGCGUUCUCAUGCAUUCAGAGGAAACGGAUGGAAGCAAAAACCCCAAAUAUACGGAGGAGCAGUGUCGACUGUACUUCCGAGACAUGAUUCUGGGUAUCGAAUUUCUGCACUCGCAAGGAGUCAUUCAUCGGGACAUUAAGGCUGACAACAUGCUGCUGAGUGAAGACGACAUUCUGAAGAUUGCGGAUUUUGGAGUCUCAGAAAUGUUUGAGAGUGAAAACGAUACAGUUCUAAGGAAGGCCGGUAGCCCAUCGUACAUGGCUCCCGAACUCGCUCUCAUCACCUCUCCUCAUUGUCUCGAGCGAGCAUCCCAGGUAGGAGUUACCUUGGGCUCCGCAGUGAGUGGCCGUGCCGCAGACAUUUGGUCAAUGGGCGUGACUCUGUACUUCAUGCUCUACGGAAAACUUCCCUUUGCAUCCGAGUCCAUUUCUGACCUCUGUGAGCAAAUCAUCUUCAACGAAGCCCCUCUACCCGAGGGAACUUCUGAGGAGCUUGUUGACUUGUUCCAGGGUCUCUUGGCCAAGAACCCGGCCGAGAGAAUGACCAUGGCCGAGCUUCGAGAGCACGAGUGGGUCAACACAUUUGGAGAUGACCCUCUCGUUGAAAAAGAAGAGAAUAUUGGAGACGGAAUUCCUGCUGUGACCAAGCAGGAUCUGGCAGAGGCGUUUGAGCGAAUUGCGGCCGACAGCGCAAACGAGGGCGUGGACCAUUCAUCCGCUUUCUCAAAGCUCAAGCGUAUCUACGGAUGGAGAGGAACAGGCGAGGAUGACGACGUCCUUUCAUCAUUCUCCACCUCUACAGCUGAUACUCCAUCAGAGCCCAACGUGACUGUUCCUCAGAGCAUGGCAUCUUCGUUGGAGUCGUCUCUGAAGAAGACACGCAACCUCCCUUCGUCCAUGAAGACUACUACGGACGAGAAGUUUGCCCUCCACAAACUCAACAUGGCGCUCGAUGAAAUUGUGCAGGAACAACGGAAACGAGACGUCAAGAAAAUCGAAGGUCCUCCACCCCAACUCAAGAUCAAGGAUCAAGAAGAGCCCAAGAUUGCUUCCAUGAGCAGCCACAUCACUGCCGAGCCCGAGAGUGAUACCAGUGAGAAGUUGGAGAGACGACCCUCUCGAACUAGAGUCAGAAAGAUUUUGGGUCUCGAGGCAAUGACUGCCGUUCGAUCGAGAUCGCUAGAUACUGACGACCGCAUUUGUUAG